Messenger RNA from Miniopterus natalensis, 5248 nucleotides. Lineage: Eukaryota; Metazoa; Chordata; Mammalia; Chiroptera; Miniopteridae. The record is from RefSeq and is a predicted model, not a curated record.
CCCCCCAUCCUCCUGGUGUGGUACCCAGAGGUUGACUUCUGGAUCUGUGUAAAGAGCUGGGUGAAGUAUGAUGUGCUUACAGAUCCUGAGAAUAAGCCUGGUGGUUCUGGCCGGGUGGGCACUCAGCACUGCCAGCUCUGAGCUGGGCUGGUCCCACAAGCGAUCCCUGGCUCAGAGGGGACACCUGAAUGAGGUGCUGUCGGAAGGAGAACGCUGUUGGCUGGGGACCAAGGCUCGAAGACCCAGGGCUUCUCCCCAGCAUCACCUCUUUGGGGUCUACCCCAGCAGGCCUGGCAGCUCCCUGAGGCCCUACCCUGUGGGGGACCAGGGCACCCCCCGUGCAGGACACAGUGAGCCGGCGGCCGAGGGAAGGGCUGGGAGCGCUGUCCCCCCAGACCUGACUGCAGCAGUGAAGACUGAGACUGAGCAGUCAGCUGCCCCGUGGGUAGGGGAUGGUCCUAUUGGGCAAUCGGAGCUGCUGGGAGAUGAUGACACUUAUCUUAACGAUCGAGGAUUUGAGGCAUCUCUAGGUGAGGCUGGGACUCGGGAACACUCAGCCACGGCUGCCACCAUGACCACCACCAUCGCUCGCCGGAAGGAACCCAAACCAGAACCCCGCAGGAAGGGUCGAGCCAAGACCAGGCGACGUCGCCAGGUGGUGAAGGGGCAGGCAGAAGGCGUGUGGGGAGACCCAGAUAUCUCUCUCCGGCAUUUCCAACCUUGGCCUAAGCGUCCCCUUAUGCACGGGGUCAGAACCAGUCCUUCGGAGGACAGCGUCCGGAAUGGCACAGGGAACCCCUCCUGGGGAGCAAGGAUCUCGAACCCCCACGGAGUAGGACCGCUCGUCUUGUACUUCUCGGGGAGGCGGGAGAGGCUGCUGCUGCGCCCAGAAGUGCUGGCUGAGGUUCCCCGGGAGGCAUUCACAGUGGAAGCCUGGGUGAAGCCGGAGGGAGGGCAGAGCAGCCCUGCCAUCAUCGCAGGCAUGUUUGAUAACUGCUCCCAUACUGUCAGUGACAGGGGCUGGACCCUGGGGAUCCGCUCAGGGGAGGACAUGGGAAGGCGAGACGCUCGCUUCUUCUUCUCACUUCGCACUGACCGCGUGAAGAGGGCCACCACUGUGAUCGGCCACAGUCGCUACCAGGGAGGCACGUGGACACACCUGGCAGCCACUUACGAUGGACGGCGUAUGGCCCUGUAUGUGGAUGGCACUCAGGUGGCUAGCAGUCCAGAUCAAUCUGGUCCCCUUAACAGCCCCUUCAUGGCGUCAUGUCGUUCUUUGCUCCUGGGUGGGGAUAGCUCUGAGAAUGGCCAUUCUUUCCGUGGACACUUGGGCACACUGGCCCUCUGGUCAAUGGCCCUCUCACAAAGCCAACUCCAGCACCGUCCUCGGCAUCCAAGCACAAUGGAGCUGACCACCCUGGUGCUGACAGCCAGCUUUGAGCGCCUGGAAGAACAGUGGGCCCCCUUUAGAGAUGACAAGUACCCCCGGCUUGAGGUUCUCCAGGGUUUUGAGCCCAAGCCUGAGCUUGUGUCACCUUUGCGCCCCCCACUUUGUGGGCAGACAGCAUGUGACAAUGUGGAACUGAUCUCCCACUACAAUGGGCACUGGCCGCUUCGGGGAGAGAAGGUGAUACGCUACCAGGUGGUGAACGUCUGUGACGACGAGGGGCUGAACCCCACCGUGAGUGACCAGCAGAUCAGCCUGCAGCACGAGGUGCUCAAUGAAGCCUUUGGCCGCUACAACAUCACCUGGCAGCUGAGCGUCUACCAGGUCCACAAUUCCACCUUGCGCCACCGCACAGUGCUCGUCAGCUGUGAGCCCAGCAAGAUCGGCAAUGACCACUGUGACCCGGAGUGUGACCACCCACUCACCGGCUACGACGGGGGUGACUGCAGCCUGCAGGGCCGGUGCUACUCCUGGAACCGCAGGGAUGGGCUCUGCCACGCGGAGUGCAACAACAUGCUGAACGACUUCGACGAAGGGGACUGCUGUGACCCCGAGGUGACCGACGUGCGCAAGACCUGCUUUGACCCUGACUCACCCAGGAGGGCCUACAUGAGCGUGAAGGAGCUGAAGGAGACGCUGCAGCUCAACAGCACGCACUUCCUCAACGUCUACUUCGCCAGCUCGGUGAGGGAGGACCUUCUGGGUGCUGCCACCUGGCCCUGGGAGAAGGAAGCCCUCAGUCACCUGGGUGGCGUUGUCCUCAAUCCGUCCUAUUACGGGGUGCCUGGCCAUACCAACACCAUAAUCCACGAGGUGGGGCACGUCCUGGGACUCUACCAUGUCUUCAAAGGGGUCAGUGAAAGAGAAUCCUGCGAUGACCCCUGCAGGGAGACUGUGCCCUCCAUGGACACCGGGGACCUCUGCGCCGACACGGCCCCCACUCCUAAGAGUAAGCUGUGCCAGGACCCGGAGCCUGCCAACGACACCUGCGGCGUCACCCACUUCCCAGGGGCCCCGUUCAACAACUACAUGAGCUACACAGAUGACAACUGCACUGACAGCUUCACCCCUAACCAGGUGGCCCGAAUGCAUUGCUAUUUGGACCUUGUGUAUCAACAGUGGAGUCAAAGCCGAAAGCCCACUCCCAUUCCCAUCCCACCCAUGGUCAUCGGGCAGACCAACAAGUCCCUCACCAUCCACUGGCUGCCUCCGAUUAGUGGAGUCGUGUAUGACAGGGCCCCAGGCAGCGUGUGUGGCGCCUGCACAGAGGAUGGGACGUUCCGUCAGUACGUGCAUGCGGCUUCCUCCGGGCGGGUGUGCGACUCCUCAGGGUACUGGACUCCAGAGGAGGCAGUGGGGCCUCCAGACGUGGACCAGCCCUGUGAGCCGAGCUUGCAGGCUUGGAGUCCAGAGCUCCACCUGUACCACAUGAACAUGACGGUCCCCUGCCCCACAGAAGGCUGCAGCCUGGAGCUGCUCUUCCAGCACCCGGUCCAAGCCGACACCCUCACCCUGUGGGUCACCUACAUCUCCACGGCCUCCUCCCAGGCGCUCUUUGACACGGAGAUCUUGCUGGAGCACAAGAAGUCUGUGCACCUGGGACCCCUAGACACAUUCUGCGACACCCCGCUCACCAUCAAACUGCACAUGGAUGCCAAGGUCUUGGGGGUGAAGGUCUACACCUUCGACGAGCGGAUGGAGAUUGACGCGGCUCUCCUGACGUCUCAGCCCCACAGCCCCCUGUGCUCUGGCUGCAGGCCUGUGAGGUACCAGGUUCUGCGGGAGCCCCCGUUUGCCAGUGGCUUACCCAUGGUGGUGACGCACCCUCACAGGAAGUUCACAGACACGGAGGUCACACCUGGGCAGGUGUAUCAGUACCAAGUCCAAGCUGUGUCAGGAGCAGAACUGGGAGAAGCCUCGCCCCCUCUGAGCCACGUCCACGGUGCUCCUUACUGUGGAGAUGGGAAGGUGGCCAGGAACCUGGGAGAAGAGUGUGAUGAUGGAGAUCUUUUGAGUGGAGACGGCUGCUCAAGGACAUGUAACCUAGAGGAAGGCUUCAACUGUGUAGGAGAGCCGAGCCUGUGCUAUGUAUUUAAGGGAGAUGGGAUAUGCGAGUCUUUUGAGAAGGGAACCAGCCUCAUAGACUGCGGCCUCCCUACUCCCGACGGAUACCUGGAUCAGUGGGCUACCCAAGCUUCCUCCGCUCAUGAAGACAAGAACAAGUGUCCUGUUUCCUUGGUAACAGGGGAGCCUCGUUCCAUGGUUUGCACAUCGCACCGUCCAGAUUCACCAGAGCAUCUCCCCCUUCCCGGCUGGCUUCCCUGUGUCCCCAGUGGAAACAGACCUCGGGAUGAUGUCAGCGAGGGUAGCCUGGAGAGAGAGCGCGAGGUCUGGCUCAAAGUGUCUUUCAGUAGGCCAGGCGUGGCCGCGGCAGUUUUUAUUUUCUUGACGUCUGAUGGCCUGGUAUCUGGGAAACGACAGCGGCCAACAGUGACCGUCCACCUGACCGAUGUCAAUGGAAACAACCACUCUCUUGGAACCUAUGAACUGUCAUGCCAGCAUAACCCACUGGUUGUCAAUGUGACUCGUCACCCAAAUGUCCUCUCCCACUGUACCGCCUCCGUGCUGUUGAAUUUCUCAUCCCCCGUGGUGGGCAUCUCAGCGGUGGCUCUAAGGACAGCCUCCCACCUGAGCCCUUCAGUUCCCAACGACUGCGUCCCAGAGCACGAGGGGCAACAUCAUCAGGGACAGAGCUGUGUCCACGGGCCUUGUGGGAAGCCAAGCAGCUGUGUGCCGUUGCUGCUGGAUCACGCGAACGUGGAGAACUGUACCUCUGGGAUCCCAGGCCACAUGAAGUGCACUGUCACCUGCCAAAGGGGGUAUGCCCUUCAGGCCAGCAGUGGGCAGUACCUCAGGCCCAUGCAGAAGGAAAUUCUGCUCACGUGCUCCUCGGGGCACUGGGACCGGGCAGUGAGCUGUAUGCCCCUUGAUUGUGGCGUCCCCGACCCAUCUUUGGUGAACUACGCAACCUUUUCCUGCGCAGAGGGAACCAGCUUUCUGAAACGCUGCUCCAUCUCCUGUGUUGCACCAGCCAAGCUUCAAGGAAUGAACCCGUGGCUGACCUGCCUUGAGGAUGGGCUGUGGUCUCUCCCCGAAGCCUACUGCAAGCUGGAGUGCAAUGCUCCCCCUGCGAUCCCAAAUGCCAACCUGCUCCUACCGCACUGCCUCCGGGACCACCAUGACGUGGGCUCCACCUGCAGAUAUGAAUGCAAACCUGGCUACUACGUGGUGGACAGUGCAGAGAGUAAAGUCAGGAAGAAGUUCCUGAAAAUACAGUGCCUGGAGAAUGGUACCUGGGAGCAAGGCAGCUGCAUCCCGGUGGUGUGCGAGCCCCCUUCUCCUGUCUUCGAAGGCAUGUAUGAAUGUACCAAUGGCUUUGAGCUCGACAGCCAGUGUGUGCUCAACUGUAGCCAGGACAGUGAAAGGCUUCCCAUCCUCUGCACAAAGGACGGCCUGUGGACGCAGGAGUUCAAGUGUGAGAAGCUGCAAGGGGAAUGUCUGCCACCCCCCUCGGAGCUGAAUUCCGUGGAGUACAAGUGCGAACAGGGCUACGGGAUCGGUGCAGUGUGCGCCCCAUCAUGUGUGGUUCCCCCAAGUGAUCCCGUGAUCCUGCCUAAGAACGUGACUGUGGACACUCUGGAGCACUGGAUGGAGCCUGUCAAAGUCCAGAGCAUCGUGUGCACCGGGCGGCGUCAGUGGCACCCAGACCCCGUUCUUGUCCACUGCAUCCAGUCCUGUGAG